AUGAAAAACCGCAUGAAGGGUGCACAAAAAGGUCAUCGUCUCUUGAAGAAAAAAUCAGAUGCACUAACCAUUCGGUUUCGUGCGAUUCUGAAGAAAAUCAUCGAGGCCAAACAAGCAAUGGGUGAAGUCAUGAAGGAAGCAACAUUUUCCCUGGCCAGUGUGAAGUUCACUACUGCUGCCAAUAUAAAUAGUCUGGUGUUGCAAAAUGUUACCAAAGCUCAGAGAAAAGUGAAAACCGCAAAAGAAAACGUGGCUGGUGUCCAUCUUCCUGUUUUUAAAACAUAUACGGAGGGAACCGACACUUAUGAACUUACGGGUCUUGCUGGUGGUGGUCAGCAAAUCGAUAGACUGAAAAAAAAUUACAUCAAAGCGGUUGAACUUUUGGUCGAACUGGCCUCACUUCAAACAUCCUUCAUUACACUGGAUGAGGUAAUCAAAUCCACAAAUCGCCGAGUGAAUGCUAUUGAAUAUGUGAUCAUUCCCAGGAUUGAUCGCACUUUGCAAUACAUUACCCAAGAGUUAGAUGAACGUGAACGAGAAGAAUUUUUCCGGUUGAAAAAAGUGCAAGAAAAGAAGAAGAAAAAUAGCGAUCGAAAAGCAGCCGAAUUAAAAGCCAAAGGGUUUGUUCUAGCCUCGGCCGAAGAAGCUCCAAACAUUCUAAACUCCAACCCAGAUGAAGAUCAAAUUUUGUUCUGA
Messenger RNA from Echinostoma caproni, 696 nucleotides. NCBI's taxonomy places the organism in Eukaryota, Metazoa, Platyhelminthes, Trematoda, Plagiorchiida, Echinostomatidae. The record is from the annotation of a GenBank genome assembly.